Coniosporium apollinis CBS 100218 is the source of this 1518-nucleotide messenger RNA. RefSeq lists its product as uncharacterized. Gene Ontology annotation, biological process: transmembrane transport. Gene Ontology annotation, cellular component: membrane. The transcript has 5 exons. Gene Ontology annotation, molecular function: transmembrane transporter activity. Bases 1 to 1518 code for a protein of 505 amino acids. The record is from RefSeq and is a predicted model, not a curated record. Lineage: Eukaryota; Fungi; Ascomycota; Dothideomycetes.
AUGUCGUCUUUCCGGACCCAGCAGAAUACUGGCUCUUCUACCUAUGUCAUUGAGCUCGAGGAUCGCGGAACCUCAAAGACACAAACACCUAACAAACCUUCACCACCGCAAAGUGUGUAUAGCUUGGGCCGGCGGGAAACGCCACGUGCAAGUCACGAUCAUGAUGAAGACCGACAGGAGACUCUGCCGUCUCCGACUACGCACGUCGCGGACCAGGUUCAAAAGUGGAACUACCCUCGUAUUAACGUCGGCCGGACCAUGGGGAUGUUCUUGAGCUUCGUCGUGAUGGGGUUGAAUGAUGGAGCUUAUGGCGCUGUUAUACCUUAUCUUGAAACCUACUAUCACCUCACGUACACUGUCGUCUCGCUGAUAUUUCUCUCUCCGCUCGUCGGGUACACCCUUUCUGCCCUCCUCAACAACAGCAUCCAUCUCAAAUUUGGACAGCGCGGCGUAGCCCUCAUUGGGCCGACUUGUCACCUAAUAGCAUUCACCGUGAUUUCAGUCCACCCGCCCUGGCCGGUAAUGAUCGUUAUCUUCAUGUUCGCCGGCUUCGGCAACGGCCUCAUGGACGCUGGUUGGAAUGCUUGGGUAGGAGCCCUAGCCAACCCGAACGAGGUCUUGGGCUUCUUGCACGGAUUUUACGGAGUCGGCGCAACUCUGGGCCCGCUUAUCGCGACAACCAUGAUCACGAAAGCCAAUUGGCCUUGGUACUAUUUCUUUUAUUUCAUGAUUGCCAUAUCAGCUGUGGAGCUUAUCCUCUUGAGCACCACCUUCUGGGGCGCCACUAGCGCUGUGUUCCGUGCCGCCAAUGCGCGCACUUCGGAAGCGAAAGGCAGCCGCAUGAAGGAAGCUCUAUUGACACAACCGUCCGCUCGCGUGACAUGGAUCUGCGCCUUCUUCUUCCUCGGCUAUGUUGGCGUCGAAGUCGCUCUAGGCGGCUGGAUCGUCACCUUCAUGAUGCGUGAGCGCGAUGGUGACCCCUUCGCUUCCGGUAUGACAGCCACAGGCUUCUGGCUGGGCAUCACCGUCGGACGUUUUGUGCUCGGAUUCAUCACCCCGCGGCUCGGAGAGAAGCUCGCCAUUACCAUCUACCUCCCCCUAGCAAUGGCCCUCGAGCUCCUCUUCUGGCUCGUCCCCCAAUUCUACGUCUCUGCCGUCGCCGUCGCCCUGCAAGGUUUCUUCCUCGGGCCGCUCUUCCCCGUCGCCGUCGUCGUCGCCACCAAGCUCCUUCCAAAGCACCUUCACGUCAGUGCCAUCGGCUUUGCCGCCGCUUUCGGCGGUGGCGGUGCAGCCAUCUUCCCCUUUGCUGUGGGCGCGAUCGCGCAGGCCAAGGGUGUGCAGGUACUGCAACCGAUUGUUUUGGCAAUUCUGGGGGCGAUUUUGGCGUUGUGGAUGGGGCUGCCGAGGAUGGGAGGGAAGAGGGAGGACGAGGAGCCGAAGGGUUUCUGGGGAAGGGUCAGGGAGAGUGGGGAUGUGGUUGGCAUGAUCAGGAGGAGGCGCGGGGCGGUCGAUACGUAG